AUGACUGACUACAAAGCAAUCGCUGAUGGAGUCAUCGAAAAACUCUUUGAGUUUGAAAAAGCAACAGACUGGACUAAAGCAAAAGAAACGAGAGAAAUAACAACUUUCUACAAACAUUCACCCGAACUCGAUGGUCGAAUGUUCAAGAUGGAAUUUGUGAUAGACGCGCCAGCAGAAAAGGUUGUCGACGUCAUAAUGGACAUUGAAAAGCACCAGAAGUGGAAUUCUUCAAUUGAAACGCUCUCAACCAUAGAACAAAUCAAUGAGGUACUGUUUACUCUUCAUAAUAACGUAAGUGUUGAUCACCCAGCAUGCCCACCUGUUAAGAAGUAUGUCCGUGCUCGAAACUACCCAUCUGGUCAUUUGCUAUAUAAAGGAGACCCUAACAAGACACGACUGGUUAACAUCAACCAGAGUGAAAUGCACCUGUCUCCAAAAGCACUGGUUGAACGAUUGAUACCUUUCCUGGUACCAGUUUACUUUAACGAUCUUUCCAAGGGCGUUAAAGAGUUAUAA
This is a messenger RNA of Saccoglossus kowalevskii, 516 nucleotides long. RefSeq names its product stAR-related lipid transfer protein 5-like. Lineage: Eukaryota; Metazoa; Hemichordata; Enteropneusta; Harrimaniidae. Gene Ontology annotation, molecular function: lipid binding. The record is from RefSeq and is a predicted model, not a curated record.